Messenger RNA from Batrachochytrium dendrobatidis JAM81, 3507 nucleotides. RefSeq lists its product as uncharacterized. The record is from RefSeq and is a predicted model, not a curated record. Gene Ontology annotation, molecular function: serine-type endopeptidase activity. The coding region runs from base 1 to 3507 and encodes 1168 amino acids. Gene Ontology annotation, biological process: proteolysis. The transcript has a single exon. Lineage: Eukaryota; Fungi; Chytridiomycota; Chytridiomycetes; Rhizophydiales.
AUGCUUACGGAUACAUGCGGAUGCUCCAGCUGCAUGUCCUUGAAAGAUAUUGUAUUCACGCUUCCUAGUAAGGAGAAUCAAACAACUUCUUCAUGGACUACUGUUCAGCAACGAGUACACAACUAUUAUUCUACCGUCAGCGCUAUUCCCACUCCAAUGAUUCCAACUGACUUAGUUUUUGAAAGCGACUCGAAGCUGUUACUUCAAGCUCCCAUUUUGGAAGAAUCAAUGCCCCAAUACGGUAGUGUUUCUAGCUCAAGUACUCUUUAUUCUGACCAUGCACGAGCAAGUGUCACCUCAUUAGCAUCGGAUACCCAUUCACUCUAUCACGGAGUGUCUAACCAAACUCGACGUCCAUCCACUCUUUGUUCAGUCAGUCUUGGGCACUUGAGCAAUGAGCAAAAGUCAUAUCAAGCAUCCCUAAGCACUGCCACAACUGCGUCCAUUACAACGCCUUGCUCUCAAUCCAACUCGUGUGUGUUAUCUGAUACUUGUCCUUUGACUCCCAGAGAUACUGUAGUCACCUCUCCACUUUCCAGUAUAGGAGAUACAUGCUCCUCAUAUGGUCAAACAGACAACUGCACUUCAAACUCUCGCACCAAUAGUGUUGAUAUCAAUGCAUUUCCCAAGAUGACAUCACAUGUACAAGAAGCAACGGCUUGGGUACCUAUAGAGUCGGCAGUACCCUGUCUUGCUCAAAGGAGUCCUUCUAGCAUGGCUUAUACAUAUUCAUCAAACAGAACAAGUUAUGCAAUGGGUCCCAGCUCAGUCCAUCCGAAACCUCACGUGUUACCAUGCCGCACCAAUAGCAAUUCUGCCGUAUCCUUCACAUCCACUUCUUCACAACAGCAUGCAUCAUUAUGGACACCUUUUACGCUCGAUGGAAAUUUAUGGGCUACCAACUCGGUGUGUGAUAAUGGUGCUAGACAACUCACUUUCAACACCGAUCCAGACAUUUCAAACGGUUGUAGUCACCAUAUCUACCAAGAUAGACUAGACAGAUCUAUUGCCUAUUGGGAAAAACCACAUUCGUCGUUAAUUUCACAUGGUGACAAAAAACUGUUUAAACAUCAAAUUUUGUACAUACAAUUCAACAAGCAACAAACUCGGGAUUCGGAUGCCGUCGACACCCGUAACUCAUGGCUGGAUCCGCAUUCUUCUGAUCUAUUCGAUUCUAAUUCAAGUGAGGAUUUACAUUUGGUUGAAUUUGAUUCAGAUGAACAGAGUCCUCCAACUCAUUACUGCCUUCCCUCCACGCAUCGCAUUCGACUGUUGUUUCCCUGGUGCAAGUAUAUUGUACGUGCUGGCUGGCUUCCUGAUGAUGCUGGAAUUUGGGCUCAGCUUUUGGACCAAUCUCGAAAACGUACUGCUAUUAUUCGCAUAUCUGAAUCAUUGUUUGUAGAACAUAGCAACGUCAAAAAACCAGUACAUGACACCAUUCAACUAUUGCUUGAAGAAGAGUGUGUUUCUGGCCAUAUUACCAUCAGUGAUGCAUUCUGUUUUGUUCCUGCAUUUGAUGCACGUUCCGGAUUAAAAUCUAAAAAACAGUCGCCUUCAGAUCUUGUCGAGUUUAUCUGGACAAGUAAACGAUCUGGAUUCAAUCAUUUGUAUCUGGUUACAUGCACUCUAAGUAAUACCUUGGCUUUCAAUAGUGACUCUGAAUCACAGCCGACUGCUGAUGGUCUACCAACACCCAAUUCACCAUCCAUUUUGCAUGCAUUGCCAGUAGUUUCAAAUGUUGCUUCCAAAACCCGCCAAAUUACUACUGGUGAUUGGAAUGUUUUACAUUCUCAAAUAUGGGCUGAUGCGGCUCAUAAAUUGGUUUAUUUUAUGGGAACCAAGGAUACACUUUUGGAGCGUCAUUUAUAUGUUUCCAGUUUCCAUCACGACGCUAUUCUGCUAGUAUCAUCAUUUUUAACCACACACGAUACUCAGUCUGACUUUUCUCUCAUGCAGUCUCCAACAUGUUUUUCACGACCAUCUUCUCGACUUACCGUAGCUCAUAUUCAACACAACAUCCGACGCUUGACGGAUCUAGGUAAAUCCCACAGUGUAACCAUGAGCAACUCUUGUUCUCGCUUUGUGACCGUGUUUUCUAGCAUCCUCGAUCCUCCACAAACCAUGGUGUUUGAUAUUGUAUAUUCCGAAAACACCAUUCGUUCUGAUGCGGAUUCAAGUGGAAUUUCUCGAAAAAUUCCCGUCUUGACUCUCCCACCAUCUCCAAUGCACCCCCAAAAGAUCCGACAUCGCAAGGCAUCUGGAACAUGUGUGCAAUCCAAUUCAUCUGUAGCAUCUAGUCCUGAAAUGUAUUACGAUUUAAAACAUCGGCAUAAGUUUUGGAAUGCUUGUGUGAGAAAAAGCCUGGGUACCGUUCCAGACAAAACCCAGCUUAUUCGUACCACAUUGCUUCUUUUUGCCGAUACCAGUGCCACGGCUUCAAUGGAUGCGUAUAUGGAGUUACUUGACAAACACAUCUUGCCUACUACCAAAUUUAUUACCCAAGUACUUCCACCGCUAUCUACCACAAAUGGUAACGAGUCUUCUGAAUCCAUCCGUGAAUCUUCUCGGCGCCAGUCUCUUGUUUAUGAGCGUCUUCCUGUUCCAGAGAUUUUUUCAUUUGUUUCAUCGAAUGGCACCAAAGUUCACGGUAUGAUCUGCAAGCCGCUUCAUUACUGCGAUGGCAUGACUUAUCCCACUAUUGUGUUAAUACACGAUGCACUUUCUGAACAAACUGUUUUGAACGAGUUUCAAUAUCCCAAGUUGCAAGGUGUAUUUAUGGCACUCAAGUUUGGGUUUGCACUUGUGAUUGUGGAUUCUGUUUAUAUUCAUGACACUGGCGGCUGCAGCGUUAGUUUUGUUGGCGAUCAUAUUGAAGCUUUGUUGUAUCUAUCCGUUGGAUGCAAUCAGGCUCUAUUCAACAAGGAGCUUGAUAGCGCCAAAGCAAAACCAGCAGAACCUGUCGAUCCAUAUGAUUUAUUUGAUCUACCUGAAUAUGCAUACGGAUGUUCGUCUAGUACUAGCAUGACGCCUAGUUCCUUUAUUUCUUCCUCACAGCCUGCGCUCAAGUCUUUUGAUUCUGCUACACUUUCCUGCAUAUGGGACUCGGUCAAGAUGAAAAAGUUUUGUGGCGAAUACUCUGGUUUAAUUGAUAUGGAUCGUGUAUUUGUUCAAGGUGUGGGCCGUGGUGGACAUGUAGCUGUGCUAUCAAUCUGCCACUUUCCAACCGUGUUUAAACUUGCACUAGCGAUUGCUCCUCGGGUUAUGGCCAAUGUCGAUGGUGGCAUGGAUGGUGUUGCAAAGCAUUUCAGAUCCAUGCCUGACGAUCCUCACCACCGAGUUAUGAUUGUUGACAAUCAUGACGAAUCGGAUUUGGUUCGUGGAAUUGAAUCAAGUGGCAAGACGUGUCAUGUUGCUCCGUAUGCGUUCGAUACCCAUCCCAUGAAUUCUUACACAACCAUCAAGAAUAUGGACAUAUUAUCUAUGUGUUGGUUCCAGUCUCAUUUUUGA